AUGGACCGCAUCAUGGGCCAUCUAUUCCCGUACCUGGCAUUCGGUGGCAAGUAUAACCACUUCCAAGAGAGCCUAGGACCGGCAGAGUUCGCUACGAUCUCCAAGACGUGGCAGAGGACCAUCGAGGCGAUGACCUUUCGCCGACUCGGGGUGUUGUCAUACGACGAUAUUCCCGAUGCCAAGUAUCUUUUGGGCAGAGACCCCCAUCGGCUCGCCUCUGUUGAGAGGAUUGACUUCCUCAUCAAGGCUGAUGAUAUCCUAGCGAAGUCUCCCUAUAUUAGGGACCAGAAGCUUGUGUUCACCACGUUCACUCAGGAGCUAAGCAGCUUAACCCAGCUGCUAUUAUGCCCGGUAGUCACUUCCCUUGCCAUCUACUUCAAGGAGGAGUUGCGGAGAGACUUCCUUCCGCGGGAUGAGUCGUUCGCGCCUCGGAAGUCUCGAGAAGCCGGAACUGCCCUGGAAAGUGGCAGGAAGGUCCCUCCAGCCUGGAUCAUGAACGUCCUGGCCAAGUUCCCUUUGGCCCAACAGGUCGAUUACGAGAUCUUCAACUUCAUCAUGUGCAGACGAGGCCAACUAAGAACCAAUAUGCAGCAGGAACUCUGCACCUCCCUCGGUGGCCCCGCCUUCACACACCUCUCAAACCUCUCCCUCUGGUUCGGCCCCAACAACUUCUUAUCCGCAGAAGUACAAUCCUUCCUCUCACACAAAAUGAUUCAACCCCCUCCAUCCAUGUCUAGAGGUACACAUGCCACCGACUCCCUCAACUCCGCCCUCCGGACUCUGUCCCAACAGCUCCAAGAGCUACACAUCCACGGGCUCUUCUCCCUCAGUCCAGACCUCUUCAUCAACAGAGCCGACGAUGAUGACGAUGGCAACAUCCAACCAUUCUGGCCUCGUCUGCGCGUCCUCCGGGUCACCACAACCCUCCUCACCCCGUGCGGCUCCAAGUGGCUUAUCCCACCGCACCGCUUCGGGUAUCCACGCAGAUGGAAGCCUACCUUCACUAUCAACGCGACUCUGAACUCAGCCACCAUUGAGUUCAACAAGCUCAUGACGGCGCUCUCGCACGGCAUGCUGGGUAUGCCCCGCCUCCAGCUUCUCACGCUGGAUUUCUUGGUCGGUCCAGAUGAACCCAACUGGGAUAACGAGGACGUGGACUGGACUGGGAACUGGACUGGGAACGGCCAGGUAAUUAGCAAUAACGCAUAUGUACCUAGCAAGACGUACGAACUUGUGCGGUACGUGAGGGAGGAUAAUGAACGUAGAGAGAUGGGCCAGUGGAAAGGUGGAAUCACGGAGAAACCGGCGGAGGGCUACAGGUUUUGCACUCUAGCGGUGUUUAAUGACUGGUUUGUCGCGGGGAACAAGAACUUGUACUGGAGUCCGUUUCCGGAGGAGGCGGUGGAGAAUUGGAAUGAGUUGCAUAAGAGGAUCAAGGGGUUGACGGACUUGGAGGAGUGGAGGCGGAUGUAG
Neurospora tetrasperma FGSC 2508 is the source of this 1473-nucleotide messenger RNA. RefSeq lists its product as uncharacterized. The coding region runs from base 1 to 1473 and encodes 490 amino acids. The transcript is spliced from 4 exons. NCBI's taxonomy places the organism in Eukaryota, Fungi, Ascomycota, Sordariomycetes, Sordariales, Sordariaceae. The record is from RefSeq and is a predicted model, not a curated record.